CAGCUGAUAGUCUAUUCCCCAGAAUUGCCAAAAUAUGUCCAAGUCGUCUAAUAAUGAGGGGUUCAAGCAAAGGGUCAAGGAGUUUUUAGGGAUCAAAAAAGCUCCAGCAAGCCAUGCUAUUCCUAUUAGCAUUCAUGAAGGUCCCAGGUCGGACGAGUAUACCUUCACCAAUGAGCUCCUACAGGAAAUUGGAAGUGAAAGCCAAUAUGUUAACAGAAUUAGAAUGCUGAAGGAUCUUUGUGAUUUUCUUGUGAAUAGGAAACUGGAGGAUCAUGCUGUUGAAGCAGCUUGGUUAGCGGUGGAGGAUCUACUACAAGCUCAUCAACCUCUUGAUGCUAGGCACACAGCUUUACAAUUUAUGACUGUAUUGAUUUCAGGAACAUUUUUAUUGUCAUGGAUACCUGAAGUUAUACAAUAUGAAAAGUUAGAGGUCUUUAUGCCUUUGUUGAUCAAUGUAAUCCACUAUAACUCUAGCUAUCUCAAUGAAAGUACUGUUGCUGGUAUGAUCAGAGAAAUUUGUCAAAUUGCAAGGAAUAACAAAGAAGCCAAAAACAUAGAGUUAUCACUAUCUCUUUUGGAUGCCGUUGUGAGAUACAGUUCACUACCACUUAGUUCCGUUAAUGAGUUUAUUUCUGCUCUUUGUACAACAGUCAAUGUGAAAAAUUGUUGUCAAUAUAGCUGGAAGAUAAUGCGCAAUGUGCUUGGAACCCAUCUUGGUCAUCGUGGUGUUUACACUAUGUGUACAAUUAUGGAGUCAGGAAGGCAACAGCAGCAAAAYAAUGCUACUCUGGUGGAAAACUUUCACAUUCUUUUGAACUACAUUGAAGAGCUGAUAGAGUCUUCAACUUUCAAAGGACCACAGGACCGAUUUUAUGAUAUUGUUGAGAAAUGUGCCAGCAAAAGACCAGAGAGUUCAUUGCUGCUUCUAGUGUCAUUCAGGGCUCAAGCUGUUCAUCCUGCACARGCCAAUUGGAUAAUCAAUUUACAAAUCCUCAUGGAAAAAUUUUUCAGAUAUGAGAUUAGAACUACUGUUAGAAUCAAAGCUUUGGAUAUAUUGUCAUUCGUAUUAACUUCUUAUCGUCAUUGGUAUGAAGAAGAAUUGCUGGAUAAAGCUGUAUUACCAUUUCUUCGYACCAUUGCUAAUGACCCUGAUGUUACUGUGAGAAUUGCUGUCCUUCACCUGCUUCUUGACCUGUCUCAGACAUGUGACUCCUCCAAAUGUACAGACAUACUGAAUAUUAUAAAAGAUGUCAUCAGCAGACGAGUAGAGGUUCCAGGAAAAGGAUCAGCAAAUCUUGCUCAAGAAAAUGAGGAUGAAGAUGUUUUAAAGGACAUCAAGACAGCAAUUAGUGGACUAGUCCARGUGUUCAAGGUCAAACUGUUCCGGCUUCCUCACUGCCAUGCACAGCAGGUKUUCAGUCUUCUGGUUACUCACUUAGGGGCCCAUUACUACAAUGGUUAUAACAGUAAYAUAGCCAGUGCUCUUAGGAAUAUUAUUUUUGAGUGUUUUCUGUCGAUGCGUUGUGAUACCUGUCAUCGUUUAGGAUUUGUAAAUGGAUCCGAAGAUCAUCAAACAUUCAGUCAUUACUUUGUUUGUACUGAAAGUGCAAUCAUCAGUAGCAGUGAAACCAAAGUCAGAUCUCUUGCUGUUAUUCCAUAUUCAGAUGCUUUCAAUUUGAUUCUUAACUGCCUUCAAUAUGAGUGGGACUGGACAGUACUAGAGGGCGUUCUUUCCAGCCUUCCCAGUGUCCUACAGAACAAAACUCUUGUCUUAGCUGGGGAACCAAGUUUGAAACAAAUGUCAUCAGUACUAUGUAAAAUGGUGUCUGAUCCUGCAACAGUUCUGGAUCUUCAAAAAGUUCCUAGAGGAGUUGGUAGAACAGGUUUUCAUGCAUUAGUCUUUCCAGUUUUGACAGUUUUGGCAACUUAUCAUUUCAAACUUGGAAGAACCCAUCAGAGUGAGCUGGUAAGGUCGCUUGAGCUUGGAUUUUUAUCGAAGUGUGCAAAUCUUUGYGUUUCAUCACUGACAUUAUGCACYAUGGAAAUGCAGCCUGUCAUGAAUAGUCUGCUUCCAGCCAUUCUAGUUCGGCUGUCACAAAUCUCAGCSACCGUGUCUAUGGCCGUGCCGAUGCUAGAGUUCCUAUCAGGUCUUGUGCAUCUACCUCACUUGUAUGCAAGCUUUAAGGAGAAUCAGUACAAAAGUGUGUUUGCUAUCUGCCUGCCAUACACAGACUCAUUUAGGUACUCGCAGUAUACUGUUACAUUGGCCUAUCACGUGAUCACAGCGUGGUUUGUGCGUGCUCGGCUACCAUAUCGGAAAGAUUUUGUUGGUUUUAUUGCAAAGGGCUUAAAAACAAACAUUAUUAAACCUGAACGUCAUGACUCCAGAGCUGAUAGUCCAUCCAUAGGAUUACGAUCACGCAGUAGUAGYUCAAGUCAAACAGCACAUUCUACCACACGAUCAGCCUCUCCUGUCAGCCCGUUACAGCUUAAAGAAACAGAUUCAGCCCACGAGUUCCAUAAAGAGAUGAGCGAAGUGUGCAUGGAUAUGAUGGCAAGGUAUUCGUUUGCCACCUGUUUCUCUCAACCAAAAAGGACUGCAGCUAUGGAUUUCCUUCUGUCAAAGGGUCUUACCCGUAGGUGGGUCGUUGGCAAUUCGGUCGUGUCAAUCACUACAUCAGGAACAUAUAUUGACCUUGAUAAGACUUGCGAGAACUGUCUGCCACUUCAAAACAGACCUAAAACAGACAGGAAUGCAUCUUUUAACUCCACUUUAUCACCAGUACGGUGGCGAGAAAGAGAAAGUGUCAUGGAAGAUGCAACAGUGUACAAGAAAAGUGAAGAAGAAAACACUGGAAGUKCGUCUGUACCUGAACGAUCAAAGACUCCAGAACCAUAUGACAUUCCGUGCUCACCUGCCCUUGAGAGUCAGAAAGCAUAUGUAACAGACAACUAUGACUACCACCCUGGUGAAUGUCAUUGCAUUUGUCAAGGAUGGGCAGAAAUCAAAAUAAGACGUCCCACUGGUAAUAUUUCUUGGAUCAUACGCAUCCAGAAUAGACCCGAGGGACAAAUGGCUGGAUAUUCAGAUGGAGAUAUUACUACUGCGCUUAUAGAUGACCCCCAUAUCAAAGAGUAUUUACUUGUUCCUGAUGGUGAAGCUGAAGCACUCAAGAUCCGGACCAAAAGUCACGARGUUCUAAGUAGAAGCAAAGACAGUGAAAUUCUUUUGAUUGACGUCAUAAAGAAAGACGACCAGUCAAAAUUAAGUACUGAUCCAAAAGAGGCYGAGUUACCUGUAUCRCAGCCUACAAAUGAUGACUUGGUCUCAACGGCGCUCGACGAUCAUUCAAAGCCUCAACAAGCAGAAGAAGAAUCAGACGACAACUCGCACUCCCCGAAAGCUAUUCAAUCUCUUGACAAAUUUACGCCUAUAAAUUCACCAACAUAUGACUCUGYKGAAUCUGAAAAUGAAUCAUUUAGCAACAGACCAAGAUUGCUUAGCAACAGUCCUAAGCGUGGUCCCUAUGCUUUUCGUAUGACCCGCCAUUCUGAAAGCUCAGAAACAAUUGAGCUUAAAUCUCAACCUGUUGAUUUAUCCUCUUCAGCUAAACGAAGACUGCAGUAUGAAAAGCCCGAGUUAGGUGUAUCUCCUGCAGAGUUUGACUCUGUGUUAAGYCCAUCCAGGUCAGAUCUAAAGACCUCUGAUAAGAACACGUAUCUAACCUCGUCAGAGAUGUAUCAGAUUGCUAGUAAUGAUGAAAAUCCAAAAGCGAUUGGCAUUGGUGGAGACAACAAGGACACUACACAACAUUAUAAAGAUGGUGGUGAGGUUCAACCUAAAGAGCAACCUGUAAAGAUGAGAUUGAAAAGUGAAGCAAAGUCAAAAUGUGCACGCCCAAGAUCGCUAGAGCUCCUCCCUUCAGAGAAAGACCCGAAAAUAAGCCACUCAACUCUUACACAUACUUGUAGCAAUACAUCAGGUCCUGUCACACCACAUAGACUGAAAGACAUUUUACAUAAAGAGCAGCAACACUSUUCAUCUGCUACGUCCAGCCCAAGGAUCCCAGUCAAGACAAAAUUAACAAAAUCCUUUAGUUUAAGUUCACCAAGAAUGAUAAGAAAGAAUCGAGCYGGUGCCAAAAACACACAGAGCUUACAUGGAAUCGAAACUUGUAAUGACCAGCUAGGUCAGAGUACGUUUGGAAAAGUCAACAAGAGUUCGUCUUCACCCGAUCUUUCCUCGCCUACUUUGAGUGGAGGCUCAAAGAUCAUCAGUGGAGAAACAAGUAAAGGAGAUGUCGGACCUAGACCAAGUAUGACACUUGUUACACCGAGUAAAGAMAGCAACGAAGCUAGCAGAGAACCACAAAAAUUUGUUUCUACGUCGGAGUCGUAUCGAUCUCCCUUGGAUCCUAACUUCGUCUUCCUUCAGCUUUAUCAUACAUCUUUUUAUGCAUCUUCACAAGACAAACCUAUACCGCUACGUGAAGGAGAGGUGUUGGAGCGAGCUAUCAAGUGUCUGGAUCGUAUCCCUCCGUAUGAUACACACAAGAUAGGCGUUAUUUAUGUUGGCCCUGAACAGCACAACAACGAAACAGCAAUACUCAGAAACGUGUACGGUUCAACACGCUACAUGAAAUUCAUCGCAGGUUUGGGACAACUCAUACGGCUAAAUGACUCUCCUCCAGACGAGAUUUAUACAGGAGGCCUGGACCGAGAAGGAGGAGAUGGUGAAUUUGCAUACAGCUGGCAGGAUAGUAUAUGCCAAGUUAUAUUCCAUGUUGCUACAUUGAUGCCAACCAAAGACUCUGAUCCUGGUUGCAACUCCAAAAAAAUGCAUAUUGGAAAUGAUUUUGUAACAAUCGUCUACAAUGAUUCAGAAGAAAAUGUUGCUUUUGGUACUAUCAAGGGUCAGUUCAACUUUGCUGAGUUGGUGAUUAAGCCUCUGGAUAACGAGUGUAAUGUCGUUACAGUCAGGUUCAAAGAAGAGUUAAAAAACCUGUCAGUGGAUACAGGUCCACGUGUUAUAUCAGACAUCAAUCUCUCCAUGCUUGUUAGACAACUUGCUAUCCAUAUCAAUAUGGCGUCUGUCCUAAAUCAGAGUUUAAAGCGAACUACUGAUGCAUAUGGGUGCAACUGGCUGGAAAGACUUCGUCAAAUCAAACGACUUCGUGGUAAAGCAGAAAUUCCAGUUCCUUGCAGUCCACCAGCGUCUGUCGGAAAAACACCUCAAAUAAGCCCUACAACAAUGACUCAUCCACAUUUGUUAGACUUUACUGAAUAUGUCAUAAGUGACAAGAAGUAGAAUGUAUCAUAUAAGGCUGUACUAUAUAGGCCAACGUCCUUAACAAUCUUGAGGGCUAGUUUCUAUUAGCUCCACGUGGGCUGGGAUUCGUUAAUUUAUGACUAAUAUUCCGAAUAUUCAAUGCAUUAAGAAUAAAACAGUAAUAUAUAAGAUAUAUUAUCAUGGUGUUAGCUUGUUGCGCUUUGAAAAACUCGGCAAUUGGGACUAGAUUGUACAAAGCUCUUGAAAAAUAGAAAUAUUAAAAAACGCAUAAAUAAAACAAAGGCUUGCCUCUUGGUAGUGA
Molecule: messenger RNA, 5591 nt
Organism: Exaiptasia diaphana
Lineage: Eukaryota; Metazoa; Cnidaria; Anthozoa; Actiniaria; Aiptasiidae
Product: tuberin
Exons: 39
Coding region: 35-5308 (1757 amino acids)
Biological process (GO): negative regulation of phosphatidylinositol 3-kinase/protein kinase B signal transduction; regulation of small GTPase mediated signal transduction; negative regulation of Wnt signaling pathway
Cellular component (GO): cytoplasm; TSC1-TSC2 complex; nucleus
Molecular function (GO): GTPase activator activity
Source: RefSeq, a predicted model, not a curated record